Molecule: messenger RNA, 3235 nt
Organism: Grammomys surdaster
Lineage: Eukaryota; Metazoa; Chordata; Mammalia; Rodentia; Muridae
Gene: Slfn14
Product: schlafen family member 14
Exons: 5
Coding region: 68-2764 (898 amino acids)
Biological process (GO): mRNA catabolic process; rRNA catabolic process
Molecular function (GO): ribosome binding; RNA endonuclease activity
Source: RefSeq, a predicted model, not a curated record
AGCACCCAGAGGAAACGAGAGCACCAGUUCUAGGAACACCUUCUUGUUAUUGUUGGGAGUGCAGAAAAUGCCCUAUGCGGAGAUCACUGUGAAUCUCGGCAAAGUGACGUUGGGAGAAGAGAACCGGAAGGAGAUGACCAACAGUUGUUUGAAAAGGCACGAGAAUUCGAGUAUCAUCCAGGCUGUAUGCGCACUGCUGAAUUCUGGGGGAGGUGUGAUCAAAGCCGAGAUCCAAGACAAAAGCUAUAGUUACAGAUGCCACGGCCUGGGGCAGGAUUUGGAAACUUCCUUUCAAAAGCUCCUCCCAUCGGGUUCACAGAAGCACCUCGACUACAUGCAACAGAACCACGAUCUCCUGAUUUUUGUGAAGUCAUGGAGCCCAGAUGCCUCCAGCCUUCCACUGAAGAUCUGCAGCUUACGCUCCAAUUUAUAUCAGAGAGCUGUGACCUCUGCAAUCAACUUGUGUGCCACCAGUGCCCUAGAGCUUCUCAGAGAGAAAGAGUCUAGAGCCCAAAGAGGUUCCCCUAGGUUGCAUUCUCAAGACCACAUCCUCAGCAGAACCAUUCAGGAAGAGGAAGAUAUUAAGAUGUGUGCCUUGGAAUUUUUUACAAAAGAUAAACUCAAUUAUAAGGAGAAGCUUAGCUUCACAGAGUCAACACAUGUUGAGUUCAAAAGGUUUACCACCAAAAAGAUUGUCCCUCGGAUUAAAGAGACACUGGCUCACUAUGUUUCUGCAUUUGCCAAUACUCAGGGGGGAUACCUAAUCAUUGGGGUUGAUGAUAAGAGCAAAGAAGUGUUUGGAUGUAAGAAAGAAAAGGUGAACCCCGACUCACUAAAAACUGAAAUAAAAAACUGCAUAGAAAAGUUGCCCACAUACCACUUCUGUCGUGAAAAGCCCAAGGUGAAUUUCACAACCAAAAUUUUGAAAGUUUACCAAAAAGAGGCUCUGUAUGGUUUUGUCUGUGUGGUUCAAGUAGAGCCCUUCUGUUGUGUCGUGUUUGCAGAGGACCCUGAUUCCUGGAUCAUGGAGAACAAUAUUGUCACAAGGCUGAAGGUUCCACAAUGGGUAGAAAUGAUGCUGGCUACUCAGUCAGAUCCUUUCAGCUUUCCCGCCACCAGUGACAGCGUUCACCUGAUGUCACCAGCUCUGUCUGCACCAAGAAGGCCAGCGUAUCUCACAAAAGUCCUGGGAUAUAAGGAGACCCUGCAGCACCAUUUCUUCCCAGUGACACAGGGAAACCUACAGUUUCAGCCAGAAUCCCUCUGUAAGAAGCUGUUCUCAGAUCAUCAAGGGCUGGAAGACUUACUGAAGGCACACACACACCCUUGUUCUCAUGGAAUUGUGAUAUUGUCGAGAAGCUGGGCUGGCGAUAUUGGUUUAUCCAGAGAAGAGGAGGUCUUAUGUGAUGCUCUCCUGGUAGCAGUCGGCAGCCCUCUGGUGCUCUAUACAAUCCUGACAGACCCCAGUUGGAUUGGAAGAUCAGACUAUACUCAAAACACUGCCCUUCAGUUAAAGAGGAAGCUACAAACCCUUGGAGGCUACACAGGCAAAGUAUGUGUCAUUCCAAGGGUGAUAUACCUGACCAGCAGAGGGUCUGGACCUGAUCAGUCCCCUGUGUACUACCCCCGUCCCUACAUGCUGUCCAGCAGAGCUGAAGUGGAGAAUUUGCUACAGGGCCUGGUGCUGGUCUUACUGUGCUCCAGAUCUGUGCUGAGUGACCAGCUGGGCUGUGAGUUCUUCAAGCAGUGCAUAGAAGAGCAAGCCAAUGCCCUCUCCAGGAACCUCCAGGAAACCCGGGAACUGUUCAUCCACUGCCUCCCGGGAACCAGGAAGACAGCUCUUGCCAUAAAGAUGGUGGAAAAAAUUAAGGAUGUGUUCCACUGCAAACCAAAAGAGAUCCUCUAUGUUUGUGAAAAUGACUCCCUAAGGGAUUUUGUGAUGCAACAAGCCACCUGCCGAGCUGUGACCCGGAGAACCUUCAUGAGGGAAGAGUUCCCAAAGAUUAAACACAUAGUGAUGGAUGAAACUGAGAAUUUCUGCAGUAGACAUGGUGACUGGUACAGGAAGGCUAAGAGCACCACCCAUCCAAAAGCAAACAAGGCUGCAAAUGAACGCCUUCACCACGGGAUACUCUGGCUUUUUCUGGAUCCUUUCCAAAUCCGGCACGCAGAUGUUAGUGGCCUUCCAGCUCCUUCCGCUCGGUUUCCUCGAAAAAUGAUCACCAAUGAGAUCCAUUGUGCUGUGGAAAUUGCUAAGGUCCUGAAAGGUGAAAUGAAGAGGAUGCAAGAAAACCCUGCCUCCAGCGGCUCUCCAGACACCCUGGCAAUGUUCCAAGACGCUCCCUACGAGGAAGCGAUGUGUGCUCGGGCUCUGCCUGGCGUGUGUGAGAUCAGGGCUAACUUGACACCAGAACAAAUAGCCAACUAUGUGGCAGAAAAAUGUCACAGCCUGUUCCGCGAGGGCUAUCUGCCCCAAGACAUAGCAAUUCUGUACAGGAGACGGGAAGACAGAGGGCAGUAUAGGGAUGUGUUGCUAAGAGCAAUGGCCCAUGGGACAACGGAGGUCACCUUCAAUAGCGCUGCUGAUGUUUGCGCUGAUGGCAUCAUUUUAGACAGUGUCGAGCAGUUCUCAGGCAUGGUAAGGAAUAUUGUGUUUGGGCUUAGUCCCGAAUCUGUGCACUCAGAAGGCAUUCAUAAACUCUGCUUUGCCUCAAGAGCCAUUAAACACCUCUACUUGCUGUAUGGAGGGAGGACAACUUUCUGAAACUAUUAUAAAUAAUACAGGAAGCCAAACAAGAACACUCUCCUCCCAAAUCGACGGUAGCUCCUUUUUAAUAUUUCAAGUGAAUGAAUGAAGGCAGAUCGUUAUGGCCUGGAGCUGCAGAGAUGUGUUUUGGGAAUGGGUCACCCCACUCGCUGCGGCUGAACCCUUUGCUCAAUCCACUUCUUUUUCCCAGUGGCAAGAUAAGUAUGAUGGAUUGAUUCUCUGCCUCCAAUUUUCCCAUCUCAAUCCAGCUUUCAUUCUGUCACCCAAAGAGCCUAAACCAGAAUGCCAAUUUUGUGAAAUUCUUUUCUCCAGGGAGUUCCUGCAGCCCUCGGACAGGAUCUGUUUCUGAGGAUCUCCAUUGUAUUUACUUCCUCUCCUGACCCCAUCCUUGAUCGCGCCUCUGACUCCCAGCAUUUCUAAUGUAUUCCCUGAUCAUUAGCUGUUUUGGGAGUGAUGGUAGGACAUCCU